AUGGAGGUUCACAAGCCACUACUUUCGGAUGUAGCAGCUGGUGCAAAGGUGUGGGAAGCUCCUGCAAUGGGGAGUCUAAAAAUUAAUUCAGAUGCGGCCAUGUUUGAUGACGGAAAAGUGGGGAUCGGUGGAGUGGUCCGCGAUGCUGAAGGUGAUGUUCUGAUGGCUACAUGUGUGGUUAUGGAAGGAGGAGGGGAGGUGGACAUAGCUGAAGGUCUUGCAGCCCGUCACUCAUUACAAGUAGCGCUGGAUGCUGGUUUCAGAUGUGUGAUUUUGGAAAGUGAUAAUUUGAAGCUUAUCUCUCACCUCAUCUCUGGGAAAGAAGAGAAUAACAGCUUUGGUUUUGUUAUUUCAGAUAUAUUAUGGCUUUGUAUGUCUUUUUUGUCUAUCUCGUUUUCUCAUGUAUGUAGGGAGGGGAAUAGAGUAGCGCAUAAACUUGCUCAUAUAAGCAAGAAUUUUAACGGAAUGCGGGUGUGGCUCGAAGAAGUUCCAGAUGAGGUUCUGGCUGAUGUAAACUCUGAUUUGAUCUCUUUAAUGAAGUAG
Messenger RNA from Beta vulgaris subsp. vulgaris (sugar beet), 543 nucleotides. RefSeq lists its product as uncharacterized. Gene Ontology annotation, molecular function: nucleic acid binding; RNA-DNA hybrid ribonuclease activity. The transcript has a single exon. Bases 1 to 543 code for a protein of 180 amino acids. Lineage: Eukaryota; Viridiplantae; Streptophyta; Magnoliopsida; Caryophyllales; Amaranthaceae. The record is from RefSeq and is a predicted model, not a curated record.